AUGCCGCUUGGUGCGACUAAUGCAACGCGUUUACUUGAAAACGAUACCCACAAUGUUUUCUUAACAAUCAGUCGAGAGAAUAAUGUGACAGAAUUCGAAGAAACUAUGAAGGUUUGCAAGUAA
Gongylonema pulchrum is the source of this 123-nucleotide messenger RNA. NCBI's taxonomy places the organism in Eukaryota, Metazoa, Nematoda, Chromadorea, Rhabditida, Gongylonematidae. The record is from the annotation of a GenBank genome assembly.